Capsicum annuum is the source of this 591-nucleotide messenger RNA. RefSeq lists its product as uncharacterized. The coding region runs from base 1 to 591 and encodes 196 amino acids. Lineage: Eukaryota; Viridiplantae; Streptophyta; Magnoliopsida; Solanales; Solanaceae. The record is from RefSeq and is a predicted model, not a curated record. The transcript is spliced from 4 exons.
AUGAUUAGGAGGUUCAAAUUUUGCCAUCCAAUAGUAGUUGUAGAUGGUGCUCAUUUAAUCGGGCCAUAUCAAGGAACGUUUGUAUCAGCGAGCACUCUUGAUGGUGCAGAGGCUAGAGUACUUCCUAUUUUAGAUUUCCUUGAAGAAGUUAAGAUUCUAUUCGCUGCAUGGAAUUGUAAGAACAGUGAAAUUGCAUCUUAUACAAACACAACGUUUGGGAGAAGAUUUCAAGAAAUUCUAACUGAUAAUGGAGUUAAGUCAUUACGGAUGAUGGUUAAGGCUGCUGGUAGUUAUCUGUACUGUGUGUAUGAAUCAGGAAGGAGGUACAUUAUUGAUAUUGAUCAUGACACGUGUAACUGUUGUCGGCCAAACACCAUUGUCAAGACAUAUGAACUCCCCAUAGUUCCUAUGCCAGAGAUGAAAGAUUGGAUUGUUUCACAUUUUGUUGAUGCCGACGAAGUUUUGCCACCCAAAUACAAAAGACCUCCUAGGAGGCCAAAGAAAGGAAGGCAUUUGAAAUCUAGUGAAUCACUUAUAAGUUCAAACCAUUACAGUAAAUGCAGGCGUGCAGGCCACAACCAUAGGACGUGA